Triticum turgidum subsp. durum (durum wheat) is the source of this 1770-nucleotide messenger RNA. The record is from the annotation of a GenBank genome assembly. NCBI's taxonomy places the organism in Eukaryota, Viridiplantae, Streptophyta, Magnoliopsida, Poales, Poaceae.
AUGGAUUCCGCUCCCCAAAACCGCCACGUUUACUCCAAAUCCAAACUUAAAACAACUUUUAACCAUCCACUGCUACUACUACAUACGAGUACUCCACUGGGAUCGUGCUGUCCGCAGUUGCCGGCGGCGCUCCGUCCGCGAAGUGCAAUGCUUCUUCCUCGUGACAGCAAUGGCGACGCCGCCGCCGCGCGCGCCCCGUUACUCGCCAGCUACCGCGUCCCACAACCCGACCCCCUCCUAGACAAGCCUCGUCGGUCAGAAUGGCUCGGUUUCUGGCGCGGCGGCCCGGCGUCGGAGGUGGAUUGGGGCUCCGUGCGCGCGACGUGCAGGGAGUGGGUCAAGCACCCCAUGAACAUCGCGCUGCUGCUCUGGCUCCUCUGCGUGGGCGCCUCCGGCGGCAUGCUCGCGCUCCUCCUCCUCGGGCUCCUCGACCGGGCGUUCCCGGCGCCGGCGGCGAGGGCGCACUGGGUCGAGGUCAACAACCAGGUGCUCAACGCGCUCUUCACGCUCAUGAGCCUCUACCAGCACCCGGCACUUUUCCACCACGCCUUCCUGCUCUGCCGCUGGCGCCUGCCCGGCGACGCCGCCGAGCUCCGCGCCGCCUACUGCGGCAAGCAGGGCGGUGGCCCACCGCGCCGCGGCGAGCGCGCGCACAUGGCCGUCGUCGUCGCGCUGCUCCACCUCACCGUCGUCUGCCAGUACGCGCUGUGCUGGCUCUACUGGGGCUUCACCGAGAGGUCCCGCCCCGAGCUCGCGGAGGACGGCUUCUUCGCGCUCGGCGUCGGUGCGCCGUUCGCCGCCGUCGUGUACACCGUGUGCAGCCCGCUGGGAAAAGACCCGUGCGGCGACCUCGCCGCGUCCUCCGACGCCGCCCCGCUGAGGCAGCAAUGCCCCACCAAGGCGGCGCACGCCGUGGCGGUGGUCGAGCCGGAGUGGGCGGGCGGCAUGUUCGACUGCGGCGGGGGCGCGGCGGCGGGGUGCUGCCUCUCCCUCUCCUGCACCUUCUGCGUUUUCGGGUGGAACGCGGAGAGGCUCGGCUUCGGCAACGCGUGCGUGCACGCCACCACGUUCGCGCUCCUAUGCUUCGCGCCGCUGUGGGUGUUGGGCGUCACGGCGCUCCACGUCCACGACGUGGCCGUCGGCGACGUACUCGGUAGCGCCGGCGUGCUGCUCUGCGCCGGCGGCCUCCUCUACGGCGGGUACUGGAGGAUCCAGAUGAGGAGAAAGUUCCGGCUCCCGGGGAGCGCCGCCUGCUGCGGCUCCAAGUCGGCCACGGACUACGCACGGUGGCUGUUCUGCUGGCCGUGCGCGCUGGCGCAGGAGGUGCGCACGGCGAGCCGCUACCACAUCGAAGACGAGAGCUUCUUCCACAGGAAGGCCGUCGCCGCCGCCACGAACGACGAGCCAGUGCUCACCGCGCCGCACAGGAUUGCGAUUGCGGCGUCGGAUCACGAGGGGUCAUCAAAAUCAGACGGGCACUUGGUGGUGGUUGUACAUGACGAAAUGGUUCCACCGGCUGUGGUUCAGGUUGCGGUGGCGGGGGACGAUGGCACAUGCGAGCAAUGCAAUGUCGUUCGUGUUGAGAAGAAGAUGGAGGCGAUCGACGUGGUAGAGGAGGAUGGAUCGUCUUUGUUGGCUUCCAAUGGAGAAAUGGUGGACCAUGGAUUGUCUGGUGGAAGGUGGAGGGUGGAGAAGGCGAGGAGGAUGAUCAAUGUGGUCACCAUGGUGUCCUUGCUCGUCCUUUUGUACACAAGGGGAUUUAUUCUUUAG